Messenger RNA from Fimicolochytrium jonesii, 1704 nucleotides. Its product is annotated as Sac phosphatase domain-containing protein. Lineage: Eukaryota; Fungi; Chytridiomycota; Chytridiomycetes; Spizellomycetales; Powellomycetaceae. Gene Ontology annotation, biological process: phosphatidylinositol dephosphorylation. The transcript has 5 exons. The coding region runs from base 1 to 1704 and encodes 567 amino acids. Gene Ontology annotation, cellular component: endoplasmic reticulum. The record is from RefSeq and is a predicted model, not a curated record. Gene Ontology annotation, molecular function: phosphatidylinositol-4-phosphate phosphatase activity.
AUGGUCUACAGUUCAUUGAAUCUGUACAUCUCGAGCGAGACGUUCACGUUCGAGCCUGUAUAUCAGAACCCGUCGGUGCGAAGGGAGACUUUGGUGAUUAACCGCAUCGAUGGGUCAUUGAAUCUGAACGCCCCGCCAGCGCCGACACUGCGACAGGAGGAAGUCAUCAGCAUCCAUGGGCUGUUGGGUGUAAUCAAGUUGAACGCCGGCGACCAUAUUGUUGUUAUCACGGGGCGUGAGAGGAUUGGGAAGAUAUCCGGCCAUGAGGUCUACAAGCUCACUGGACAUAAGACCAUCCCAGUCCAGCGAAGUAGAUUGCAUCUCUCCGAGCAGCAGAUUCAAGACGAUGUCAACUAUGUCUUCAUGCUCGACACGCUUCUUGGUGCCGGCUACUUCUACUUUUCGUACACCUUUGACCUCACGAACUCAGCACAGCGAACAAGCAAACAGGCAGCCAAAGAGCGGCCUCUUUGGGCUACAGCAGAUGAGCGGUUCUUCUGGAAUCGCUAUAUGCAAAGGAGGCUGAUAGAGAUGAGCACGUCACGACCUGACCACGACCUCAGCAACUUUAUUCUUCCCAUCAUGUGUGGAUUCAUAGAGCUCAAAGACAUCUCCGUGAACAACCGUCGCCUAACAUUCGGUCUCAUCACGCGCCGAUCACACCAUCGAGCUGGAACUCGAUACCAUUCGCGCGGGGUCGACGACAACGGCAACGUUUCGAAUUACGUUGAGACUGAGCAGAUUGUUGUCACGGAAGCCGGGGACAAGACGUCGUAUGUGCAGACGCGUGGGUCGAUACCGCUCUAUUGGAAGCAGACGGCAAACAUUAGAUACCAGCCGAAAUUGGAAGUUGUGCCGGAUCCGAAGACGGCCGCGUCUUUCAAGAAGCAUUUCGAUGAGCAGCUGCGGUUGUAUAACCGCCAGAUCGUGGUGAACUUGAUCAACAAGAAAGGAUAUGAGCACCCGCUUGGGAUAGCGUUUGCGAGUGCCAUCCAAAGGCUGAAUGAGCCACGCAUCAGAUACGUCCAUUUCGACUUUCAUCACGAGUGCCGAAACAUGCGAUGGGACCGCAUCUCCGUGCUCCUCGAGGACAUCCGGCCCGAGCUGGAAGCUCAAGGCUACUUCAAGCAAGACGCCAAAGGCGCCGUACUGAAGCAGCAAGACUCGGUCGUGCGCACCAACUGCAUGGACUGCUUGGACAGGACCAAUGUAGUGCAGAGCGUGCUGGCUCGCAAUUCGCUCAAGCAGCAGUUUGUGGAGCUAGGGAUUUUGCCGCCUGGUGGGAAGGUGGAGGAUGCUGUGGAAUUUGAAAGGGUUUUCAAGCAUAUCUGGGCCGACAACGCCGACGAAGUUAGCCGGCAAUACAGCGGCACCGGUGCCCUUAAAACGGACUUUACGCGCGGUGGGAAACGCACGCGGGCCGGCGCGCUGCAGGAUUUCCGAAACUCGGCUGUUCGGUACUUCAAGAACAAUUUCCUUGAUGGGUCUCGGCAGGUGUGCAUCUGUCGCGUCUGGUGGCGAUUUGUGCGGUUUGUGAGCGACUGUCGUUGUUUCUUACACAUGCAUCCUCUCUGGAACGUUUUACAGGAUGCAUUCAAUCUCAUGCUGGGAGUAUAUGAGGUGAACCCGACCGUGGUCUCGCCGUUUUUGCAGCAAGAGCGGCCUAUUCGGUAUCUCGUGGUAUGGGCUUUUCUUUCGUGUUGA